GGGACAACUUGGUGCGGGGGAACUGACCUCUGGCUUGGCGGGCCCCUGGGCAGGGAGGGCAGAAGAGGAGUGGCUGGGGCUGGAGGACUCCAUGCGGGGGCCAUGGACAGAGCGGCGCUCCUGGGACUGUCGCGCCUGUGCGCGCUGUGGGCAGCCCUGCUCGCGCUGUUCCCCUGCGGAGCCCAGGGAAAUUGGAUGUGGUUGGGCAUCGCCUCCUUUGGGGUUCCGGAGAAGCUGGGCUGCGCCAACUUGCCGCUGAACAGCCGCCAGAAGGAGCUGUGCAAGAGGAAACCGUACCUGCUGCCGAGCAUCGGAGAGGGCGCGCGGCUGGGCAUUCAGGAGUGCAGGAGCCAGUUCAGGCACGAGAGGUGGAACUGCCUGGUCACCGCCGCCCCGCCGGGCACCAGCCCCCUUUUCGGCUACGAGCUGAGCAGCGGCACCAAGGAAACAGCGUUUAUUUAUGCUGUGAUGGCUGCAGGCCUGGUGCAUUCUGUGACCAGGUCCUGUAGUGCAGGCAACAUGACCGAGUGCUCCUGCGACACCAGCUUGCAGAGCGGCGGCUCCGCCAGUGAAGGCUGGCACUGGGGGGGCUGCUCGGAUGAUGUCCAGUAUGGCAUGUGGUUCAGCAGGAAGUUCCUAGAUCUCCCUGUCAGAAACAGCACAGGAAAAGAAAGCAAAGUACUGUUAGCAAUGAAUCUACACAACAACGAAGCCGGAAGGCAGGCUGUCGCCAAGUUGAUGUCGGUAGAUUGCCGCUGUCACGGAGUUUCCGGCUCCUGCGCUGUGAAAACGUGCUGGAAAACCAUGUCUUCUUUCGAGAAGAUUGGCCACUUGUUGAAGGAUAAAUAUGAAAACAGUGUCCAAAUCUCAGACAAAAUAAAGAGGAAAAUGCGCAGGAGAGACAAAGAUCAGAGGAAAAUACCGAUUCGCAAGGAUGAUCUGCUCUACGUUAAUAAGUCUCCCAAUUACUGUGUCGAGGAUAAGAAACUAGGGAUCCCGGGGACACAAGGCAGAGAAUGCAACCGCACGUCAGAGGGCGCGGACGGCUGCAACCUCCUUUGCUGUGGCCGAGGCUACAACACCCACGUGGUCAGGCACGUGGAGAGGUGCGAGUGCAAGUUUAUUUGGUGCUGCUACGUUCGCUGCAGGAGGUGUGAAAGCAUGACUGACGUCCACACUUGCAAGUAGCCCCUCCAUCCAGCGUUGAGCAACGCUGCUCAGUUACAGCUGAGGGAGUGUCAUCCAGAGGGUGCCUCUCACCCUGCAGGGCUGGGGAAGCGGACUCCGGCCUCAGAAGCCCCAGACCCUCGUGCCUCUGGCUGAGCCCCCUUUACCUGGUGGAUAUCCAAUCGCGCACGGAGCAUGUGGAUUUUGGGGGGA
Messenger RNA from Neomonachus schauinslandi (Hawaiian monk seal), 1380 nucleotides. RefSeq names its product Wnt family member 16 (gene WNT16). The transcript is spliced from 4 exons. NCBI's taxonomy places the organism in Eukaryota, Metazoa, Chordata, Mammalia, Carnivora, Phocidae. Gene Ontology annotation, molecular function: frizzled binding; cytokine activity. The coding region runs from base 103 to 1188 and encodes 361 amino acids. Gene Ontology annotation, cellular component: extracellular region. Gene Ontology annotation, biological process: neuron differentiation; canonical Wnt signaling pathway; cell fate commitment. The record is from RefSeq and is a predicted model, not a curated record.